This is a messenger RNA of Dreissena polymorpha, 1458 nucleotides long. Its product is annotated as orexin receptor type 2-like. Gene Ontology annotation, molecular function: orexin receptor activity. NCBI's taxonomy places the organism in Eukaryota, Metazoa, Mollusca, Bivalvia, Myida, Dreissenidae. Gene Ontology annotation, cellular component: membrane. The record is from RefSeq and is a predicted model, not a curated record. The transcript has 5 exons. Gene Ontology annotation, biological process: G protein-coupled receptor signaling pathway; feeding behavior. The coding region runs from base 137 to 1357 and encodes 406 amino acids.
CUGUGUAUAAAUCGUUUAAUUGUAAGCGCGCCUCGUUGUUUAAAAAAGUUUAUUUGUAUAGUUAUGAUAUCUUCUUGUAUUAUAUUUCACAAACCAUAAUAUAUCACACAAAUACAUCUAACAACAGGUGUACAGUAUGGAGUCUGAAGGUAUAGACGGGUUUGAACAAUACAUCUCAAAUAUAUCGAGUGACAGUGUCGUGAACAUGACCAACCAGUCAACACAAAACUGUGAUUUGAAUGACAAGUGUAUGCCAAUGGAUGUCUACAUUGAUUACAUGUACACGGAGGUACUAUACCCGGACACUGGAAAAUGGUUCCUGAUUAUCGCAUAUAUAAUAUCUUUUGUAGUCGGACUUAUCGGCAAUACCCUUGUAUGUGUCGUAAUAUGGCGCAACAGAGGGAUGCGGACGGUGACGAACAUAUUCAUUGUCAAUCUUGCCAUCGCAGAUAUCGCAGUUUUGAUUAUGUGUCUACCGAUGACAUUACUCGUUGACGUCACAUGGACAUGGUUCUUCGGUGAUGUCGUAUGUAAAGUAAAUCAAUUUACAAUGACUUCGUCGAUAUCUGUAUCCGUUCUUACACUUACGGCAAUAUCAUUAGAACGUUGGUACGCCAUCUGCCAUCCGUUGCGUUUCCAUAGCACCGUACGACGCGCUCGUAUCAUUAUCAUUGUCAUAUGGAUUGCCUCGGCUUGCUUCGCGAUGCCCGAAACCAUUGCUGCAAGAACUGAAAAGGAAUGGCCACAAGAAAUACUGUUUACACGGUGCUAUCCGGUUGAUCUCGGUGACCAGGGGCUGAUGAUCUGGCAGUUCGUACUCAUUGCUGCCCUUUAUUGUGUCCCUAUCAGCCUUAUGGGUUUCACCUAUUCCAACAUCGCCUUUAUCCUGUGUACGGGGCGGAUACCAAGAGAACCGCACACUCGUGCUCCGAUGUUGAAUGACAGGACUGGCAAUGACAACGAUGUUCAAAUUGAAUCACGCAAGAAAGCUGCAAAGAUGUUGUUUGCCAUCGUUGUUCUUUUCGCCGUUUGUUUCUUUCCGAACCACCUGUUAAAUGUCUUACGGUACGCUGGCGUGACGGAACAUGCGAAAGGGAUAGAAAACUUUGCGCUGGUAGCACAUCUGGCGAUCUUCUUAAACAGCUGCCUAAAUCCCAUCAUUUACAAUUUUAUGAGCGACAAGUUCCGGAAAGAAUUCCGGACUCUAAUACAGCACUGCUUCCGAUGCUACACGCCGGAUCAGCGCGUUAGAUCGACGUUCCCCAAUGGUUACAGGGUGACAUUUAGUGUCGGCAAUAACAUGAAUAUCAACAUGACACACUCAACAACGGCCGUGUCGCAAGUCGUGCCAUCAUGAAAAAAGACAAUAACUAUUGAUGCUUCAUUCGAUGUUGCUUUUAUAAGUAGUAUGGUUAGUAAGCAAAAUUAACACACUUAUAUAUGGGUUACAUUAAAUCA